GGCUGCCACCUGCGUUGUGGUUGGUGAAGACGCACCGCCCCUCUCCGGUGCACUUGGCUGACUGCUACCGGUCCUAGGGCUGCCGGCGGCAGCAUGCGCCAGGAACGCUCGUGAGGGACCGGGGACGCCGGGGCCUUAAAGGUGACGCCUGUAAAAGGAUCCUUCCACCCCCAAAGGGGUCAUGACCUGCAGGCUGAGAACUGCUGCCCUAGCACACGAACCCUCAGGGACAAACAGCACCAAGCCACAGCCACAAGCUCACUGAGAGACCUGGAUGUAUGGAAUGACAGUCACAGCGCCUGGCGUGUGGUGGGUACAGGUGUCUGUGGCGCUGCGAGAGAAUGCGUGGGAGAUUAGGCUAGUCUAUUGAUGACUUGAACAAGUGGGCCCUGUUUCUUGUCUCUCCCUUCGUACUUGAGGCAGAACAAAUAGCAUUUGUGACCGAGAGCAUUUGGGCACAAGGCGACAGUUUCCAGAAGGCAGCAUCUUCAGAAACAGUUGUAAAAUGGUCGGACUGCUGCUUGCCGUUAGCUUUCCGACCCGGGGAUCCCUACCAGUUCAUAGCUAAAGCAAGUGUGGACAACUUCAGCAAGCUCGGGGUGGCGUUUAUGGAGGAGAGGCUCCAGAUGGACCAUGGACUGAUAGCCCAGAAGAUUGUUUCAGUUCACUUAAAGGAUCCCGCUCUGAAGGAAGUCAGCGAGGCCUCUGCUGAGCAGGUCCACGCCCUGCCACUGGGCCCAGACCCUUCCCUUGAGGCUGAACCUGCGCAGGGCGUCAUGGAGUGUGCUGGCCAAGGUGACCUGAAGGCUACCGGUGAAGGCUCCUCCCUACCGAGGAGAGGCUGUGCGUCUGCAGGUGAGCCGGCUGCAGAUGGUGACCCCGGGCAGAGCUCCGCUGAGCUCCAUCAGCUUCACCUGUCCAGUUGCCACGAGUGUUUGGAACUUGAGAACAGCACCAUUGAAUCAGUGAGGUUUGCGUCUGCAGAGAACAUUCCUGAUCUUCCCUAUGAUCACAGCUGCAGCGCGGAGGAUGCUGCAGAUGAACUCUGCCCCGAACGGGAAGGGAGGAGAGUCAACCUUUCUGGAAAGGCACCCAAUAUCCUGCUGUAUGUGGGCUCCAAUUCUGAGGAAGCCCUGGGCCGGCUCCAGCAGGUGCGGGCUACCCUGACCGACUGUGUGGACACCGACAGCUACACGCUCUACCAUCUGCUGGAAGACAGUGCUCUCAGGGACCCGUGGCCAGACAACUGCCUGCUAUUGGUGGUUGCCACCAGGGAACCCAUCCCCAAAGACAUAUACCAGAAGUUCAUGGCCUAUCUUUCUCAGGGAGGGAAGGUGCUGGGCCUGUCUUCCUCCUUCACGUUUGGUGGCUUUCAGGUGGCCAGCAAGGACAUGCUACAGAACACAGUCCAGAACUUGGUUUUCUCAAAGGCUGAUGGGAGUGAGGUACAGCUUAGCGUCCUGAGCAGCGGCUGUGUUUAUGAGGAAGGCCUCAGUCUGGGCAAACUGCAGGGCCACCUAGAGAACCCAGACAAGGACAAGAUGAUUGUUCACGUGCCUUUUGGAAGCCGCGGAGGAGAGGCCGUUCUCUGCCAGGUGUACCUAGAACUCCCUCCAAGCGCUUCCAUGGUGCAAACCCAAGAGGACUUCAACGUGCUUAAGUCCAGCAACAUGAGGAGGCACGAAGUCCUUAAGGAGAUCCUGACGACCCUCGGGCUAAGCUGUGAUGUUCGGCAAGUUCCUGCCUUAACUCCGCUCUACUUGCUGCUGGCCGCUGAGGAAAUCCGGGAUCCGUUCAUGCAGUGGCUUGAGAGGCGUGUGGAUCCUGGAGGAAUCAUCAAGUCCAGCAAGCUCGCCCUGAGGUUCAUUUCCUCUCACACGUCUGAAGUGGAAGUCUCCCCGUCUUCCCUGCCUGUAGUUACCGACCCCGAAGCCUUUUCAUCAGAGCACUUUGACCUAGAGACGUAUCGCCAGAAUCUGCAGACCACAUGGCUAGGAAAAGUAAUUCUGUUUGCAGAGGUGACCACCACAACCAUGAGUCUCCUGGACGGGUUGAUGUUUGAGAUGCCACAGGAAAUGGGUUUAAUCGCCAUUGCUGUUCGACAGACCCAGGGCAAAGGAAGGGGUCCAAACGCCUGGCUGAGCCCUGUGGGGUGUGCCCUUUUCACUCUGCUGGUCUCCGUUCCCCUGAGAUCACAACUGGGGCAGAGGAUUCCAUUUGUCCAGCAUUUGAUGUCCCUGGCUGUCGUGGAGGCCGUGCGGUCCAUCCCGGAGUACGAGGAGAUCAACUUGCGAGUCAAGUGGCCCAACGAUAUUUAUUACAGUGAUCUCAUGAAAAUUGGUGGAGUUCUGGUUAACUCAACACUUAUGGGAGAAACGUUCUAUAUCCUUAUCGGCUGUGGAUUUAACGUGACGAACAGUAACCCGACCAUCUGCAUCAACGACCUCAUCGCAGAGCACAAUAAGCAGCAGAGUGCGGGCCUGAAGCCCUUGAGAGCCGAUCGCCUCAUAGCCAGGGCGGUCACUGUGCUGGAGGGACUGAUUGACGCGUUCCAGGCCCAGGGGCCCAGUGGUGUCCUUCCUCUCUAUUACAAAUACUGGGUGCACAGUGGUCAGCAAGUCCGCCUGGGCAGCACUGAGGGGCCACAGGUGUCGAUCGUGGGGCUUGAUGAUUCCGGGUUCCUGCAGGUCCACCAGAAGGGUGGUGAGGUUGUGACGGUGCAUCCAGAUGGCAACUCCUUUGACAUGCUGAGAAACCUCAUCGUGCCCAAGCGACAGUAGGGCGUGUCCCCAGACAGCUUGGACCUGCCCUGCGCAGCAGCAGCCGCAGCAGCAGCAGCAAACCGACAGACAGGGAAGCCGCUCCGGGAGCUCCUGGGAGCUCCCAGCAAGCACUCUGCCUACAUGGCUGUCGUCUUUGCCUGAGAGACUGACGUAGAGUUGUAGGCCAGUGUCUUCUCCCAGUCAUUCGUUAGCUCUUCCGCUUAUUGGUUCCCUGCCCCCACUCCCACCCCGUUCCACCCCACCCCCAAGUUUGGGUUUUGUCUUUUUAUAUCUGCGAUUGUGUUGGGUGUUUGAAGAUGAAGGUAAGGGUUGACAGGUGAAGAUGCAGUUUAGCUUAGUCGAGUUUGCCUCUCACGGUGUCAAAUGCUCUUUCCCACAGGGCUUGGACGUAUGUUUCCUAGGAGAAAAUGAGGGGCAGAGGGUUGGAAAUGAGAUGGUGCAGGUGUUUCCCAAGCAGUGAAGGCUUUUCUAUUCAGAGAGUGAAUGCCCUGCACUCGGGCAGAUGCUGCGUUGGAAUUAGUCCUCUUGUGAGCCUCCAGAGGGUUUGCCCGGAACACACCGUGGUGCUUAGGCCUUGAGUUGUUUCCUGCUUUGUUUCUGGGGUUGCUGUUGCUUUUCUUCAUCAGGGUGGGUGAGGUCGCUCCGCUCUGACAUGGGGCCGCCAGCCCACAUGGUCGCAGUGGCCUUGGAGAGGAAGUCAGCUCCUCACUUUGCCCUUACGCAGUGAGCACUCCUUCCCAGGGUUAGAGGCGACAAGGUGGCACCUUCCUUGAAGGUUGAUGCUUAACCUGGAUUGGAGAUAUCAGCUCACUCUCCCGCCUACACAAGGGAUGAUUCUUAGAGAUUUUAAGCCUAUCGUGGGCUCUGUUAGCAUGUGGCGCAUUCCCACGCGGCUGCCCUCAUGCCAGAUGGAGUGUGUGGCACUGUAUCCUAAGUCUAGAUUUACUACCCCUACUUCCUUAUACUGUCAUCAAAAGAGAUACUGACACAAAGGUUUGGAGGGGUGUGUGUGUGUGUGUGUGUGUGUGUGCAUGUGUGUGCGUGCGUGUGCCCCCUAUUUCCUUAUACUGUCAUCAAAAGAGAUACUGACACAAAAGUUUGGAGGUGCGUGUGCGUGUGUGUGCAAGCGUGCAUGUGAGCCCAAGCACUCACGUAUGACUUUAAAAGAAGAUGUUCAAACUCUGAUGUGCUAAAAGUGUCCGUGGGAGAACAAAGGAGAGGAAGCCUUUCUAGGUUUGUUUCCAGAUGUGUGCGCGCUUCCUAUGUCCCUCCCAUCUCCGUGGAGUUCGUGAAUCAUACCCGUUACUGCCCAGCCUUAAAGCACCAACUCCUGUCUGCUGAGCAUCCCCGCUUCCUGCGCAGUUAAUGGAAAGGAAACGGAACAGAAUGCGCAGCUUUGAACAAGAUCCCCUCGUCACAAAUGAGUACCAUCUUUAUCCAGGUCUUAUGUAGUCAGGCCAUGCUCCAGAAACCUGAGGUGUUCAGUAGAGAAAUCCAUCUCCCUCAGGCUAGCGCAGAACCCCCCUGGAAGCAAGAAAUAACCUGAUCAACCCCACCAACCUGAUCUGUGUUUGAGGAUGUGCAGCUUUUAAAGAAUUCAAAAGGUCACUUUUUUGCAUAUGUAUUUAUAUUUAGGUCUUUUUUUUUUUAAUACAUGUGAGUUUAAAUAAAACUCUACACCACCCCAAAAUUACAAAACGGACUGAGCCUUGAGAGGGCGUCUGUAAAAUGUCACUGCGGGGAAGAUCUCCAGGCUGAUGUUGUAAGCUUCAGUUCUCAGACUUUGUAAUAUAAGGCCGUUGUCUCUCAGGACUGCCAUCAUUAAGUUUUAAAUUUCUUUGGGGGAUUAUUUAAUGAAAAACAUACUAUGUUUUAUUUUAAGCUGAAAGCCUAUUCUGGGUAGUUCUACUUUGGGGGAAAAAUGUUAUCAUUUAAUUUCCUUUCUGUAAGUUAAAACUAAUGAAGUGUGGUCCUGUCAGGGCAGACGGAGAUGUCCUGGCCAUGGCGUUUGGCCUCUCUGAGGAGCUACACUGUUUAGGGUAUUCUCGAUUAUGCAAAGGUGACGUCCACUUGUCCUGAGAGCGGCAAAGUAGCCUUGAAGCAGAUGCUUCUCGGCUUUGCCUCACAUGAACCAAAGACUUCCAAGUCCACUUCGUAGAGAGCAUUCUACUGCUAGAGGUGGGGAGGCUGCCCCUGUCCCUGCUACGUGCAUGGAUGGGUAUUUAUUUACAGACUCGGCCGUCUGAGAUCUCAAGGAACUUUACAGGGUCUUAAGGGAAACUUUGCUAUGUCCUAACCUUGAGAUGUGGCCUCCUAACUCAGAAACUGUACGUGCUUUAGAGCAGGUGACUCCUGACAGGAAGCUGCUUACAUAUCUACCCUGUGUUGGAAGGCACACGCAGCAAAACUGGGUGUGCUCACAUGACCCAGCGAGGGAGCCCUGACAGCGAGGGCCAUAAGUGGCAGACUCCUGUCCCGUGGAUCUCACUGUGCGCCAUGGCAGGACCCAACGUGGAAGAGAUGUCCUGUCUGCAGCUUGGUCAGACACACAGCCAGUGAGGGGCCACAAACUCUGGGGGUUCCCCUACACCUAGCACACCGUGUGGUAACCCCCUGGCCUGUCUCACCCGGAGGGGAAUCUUAGGGGCUUUGCUUUUCUGACCUGCCAGAAAUGGGACCUCCUCAUUCCUGGUUCUUCACUAUGCAUCUUUGAAAUAAACAAAAACGUAAACCUUUGCUAUUUUUUAUUUUUUAGCUUUUCAAAGAAUCAUAUCUGAAAAGAAUUACUGUAAACCAAUGCCUAUAAAGCCAGCCCUACCAAAAUAAACUUUUCACCUUUUCCCCGCG
Messenger RNA from Alexandromys fortis (reed vole), 5630 nucleotides. It is a transcript of the gene Hlcs, whose product is annotated as holocarboxylase synthetase. The record is from RefSeq and is a predicted model, not a curated record. Bases 609 to 2780 code for a protein of 723 amino acids. The transcript is spliced from 12 exons. Lineage: Eukaryota; Metazoa; Chordata; Mammalia; Rodentia; Cricetidae. Gene Ontology annotation, biological process: protein modification process. Gene Ontology annotation, cellular component: cytoplasm. Gene Ontology annotation, molecular function: biotin--[biotin carboxyl-carrier protein] ligase activity.